AUAUCCUGGGUGGAGCUUUAAGUUACAGCACACAGGAGGAAGCCAAGAGGGGGACGGUGAGAAUCAUGUUCUAGCAAGCAGGGUUACAAGGGCCGUCAAAUUACAUUUAGAGGGGGGGAGUUGACUGCAUACAAGGCACAUAUUCUAUAAGCUCUGGAAGCCAACCAGGAUCUCCCACACUGCUCAAUGCCACUGCUUCAUGAAGACGGGACAGCAACUUUCAGAACUGCUUUCAGCUUUUCUCACCAAGAGACCGUUCCAUCUCUUUAACAUAGUCACACAGUGUUCCAGUUGUAAUUAUGUUUUCAUUUAAUGGUGGCAGCAAAACCUCUCCUCUUUAUUUUUAGGCCGGCACAUGGUACUCUGAGCGCAGCACAUACAAUGAAUUAGGGCGUUUAAACUGACUGUAAGUCAAUCUGAGCUGGUGCUGAGACUGCUGAAGGACAUAUAAAUAAAAGGAAGCCAUCCUAAAAACCUACAAUCCAGAGCUACUUGACUUUUGUCGUGGAACACUGCAUUAUGGAGGUUCUUUGGAUGCUGCCGGUGCUGUUGGUGCUGCAUCUUUCCACUUUAACUAUGUCCAUGUCUACCUGUAAGACUGUGGAUAUGGAAGAAGUCAGAAAGAGAAGAAUUGAAGCCAUCAGGGGGCAAAUUCUCAGCAAACUAAAACUGGACAGAACACCAGAUGUAGACAGUGAGAACAUGACAGUGCCGAGUGAAGCCAUCUCCCUUUACAAUAGCACCUUGGAGGUGAUCAGAGAAAGAGCAGCCAAAGAAGAAGCUCCUGUGUGGCAAGAGCACAACAUACAGGAUUAUUACGCAAAACAAGUUCACAGGUUCGAAAGCAUAAAUGAACUGAAAGAAAAUGAAUUUUUGUUUACAUUUAAUGCAUCACAUGUGAGGGAAAAUGUGGGAAUGAAGUCUCUCCUGCACCAUGCUGAGCUGCGCAUGUACAGAAAGAAGCAGACAGAUAAAAAUGUGGAACAAAGGAUGGAACUCUAUGCGGGUAAUGGAACUGAUUACUCAGGAUACCUGGAUAGCAAGUUCUUUACUGCAGUAACAGAUGAUGAGUGGGUGUCAUUUGAUGUUACAAAGACUGUGAAUGAAUGGCUGAACCAUGCAGAGGAAAAUGAAGAAUUCAGGUUGAAACCUGCCUGCAAAUGUUCAAUAACUACACACAGCAAGGUUAUAAGUAUAGAAGGGUUUUCUAUUUUGCGGGGAGACUUGAUGAAUUUGGGUGGUGAUGACCUCAAGAAACCCUACCUCUUGAUCACGUCAAUGCCAGCAGAGCGAAUUGACACUGUCUCACACUCACGGAGAAAGCGUGGGGUUGGACAGGAGUAUUGCUUUGGAAAUAGUGGGCCAAACUGCUGUGUGAAACCGCUUUACAUAAAUUUCCGGAAGGAUCUAGGCUGGAAGUGGAUCCAUGAGCCUAAGGGAUAUGAAGCAAAUUAUUGUUUAGGAAAUUGUCCUUACAUCUGGAGCACAGAUACUCAGUACAGCAAGGUGCUAUCACUUUAUAAUCAGAACAACCCUGGUGCAUCUAUCUCUCCCUGCUGUGUUCCUGAUGUCCUGGAGCCACUACCAAUCAUUUAUUAUGUUGGCCGCAAUGCCAAGGUGGAGCAGCUUUCUAACAUGGUGGUAAGGUCUUGCCACUGCAGCUGAGAAAAGCUUGGGGGCAGAAAGCAAAGCAAAGACAUGGUACAGAAUCCUAACAAACCACCUUACUGCUGCCAGUUGCCAACAUGGAUACCAUGAAGUCAAGUCAUGAAGAUCAAGGAACCCUUUGAUUUUACAUAUGCAAGGCACAAAUGCCGAAAGCAGUUAGAAACAACGCAACCCACACAUGGAUUUAGGAUUCAUCUACAACAAUACACCCUUGGUUACAAUAUCUGUGUUUCUGGACUUCACUGUUCAGUUACUGUAUCGAUUUUUUAGCACCCCACUACAGCUUUUAUGAAAGUGCUUCCCUGCCAAAGGUUAUGGACAUAUACCAAGUUUUGGCAAAGGCAAAAUCUUGGUUCAGGGUAAAAUAACUCAUCUGAAGCAUCCAGUCCAUGUAAAGGGGUUUUAUAUACAGUUACGGCAGAGAAAUAAGCAGUACUCCCCUUGAUAAAUAAACCGAAGGCCAUUUUACAAGGGACAGAAAAAAACACAACCCCAUUCUAGAGUAUCUUUGGUGCCUAUUGCAUUAUCGUUCAACAAAUUAAAGAGUGAUCCUUAUUCAAUAGAUGCUGCCUUUCAGGUCACAACACAAAAAUGCCUUACAGUAUAGAUUAAUACAUUUAAUGCUGAGCACAGAUUAGAGAAUCUCAACUCUUUAUAGAUUGUAUAUUUAUUAACAUAAAUAAUUGCUAAAUAAAUAAAAGCUCGAGCAUGUCUUAAGGUAUAUUGACAAAAAAAAAUAUUAAAAACUGUUUUUGGUAAAACAUGGGUGUUCAUCCAUGUUCAUAUCAACUCUCCCAACUUGUAGAGCUAUCAAUAUGUUAAAAAGAAACAAAAGGCAUUUAUUUACAAAGCCAGAAUACAGGAAUCAAUCAGAAAAAGGAACCUAUCGCUGCAGCCUCAGCUACAGGGCAGACCUGUAGGACAAAACUGGAUGAAAUACAGAAUACAGAGUGCCACGUACAGGUACCCACUGAACAAAGAAGGAGCUAAUAAUUCCUGUUUAAAAGGAGAAGUUUUUUUUUUUACCUUUUUAAACUGUAUUAUUUUAUAGUUUUUUUUUAUAUUUAAAAUAUUUUGUUUUAAUGAGGAAAAAUAAAAAGAGGUACAUAAAUA
Molecule: messenger RNA, 2781 nt
Organism: Xenopus tropicalis (tropical clawed frog)
Lineage: Eukaryota; Metazoa; Chordata; Amphibia; Anura; Pipidae
Gene: tgfb1
Product: transforming growth factor beta 1
Exons: 7
Coding region: 520-1665 (381 amino acids)
Biological process (GO): transforming growth factor beta receptor signaling pathway
Cellular component (GO): extracellular region
Molecular function (GO): transforming growth factor beta receptor binding; growth factor activity; cytokine activity
Source: RefSeq, a predicted model, not a curated record